AUGGCAGAAAAUAACGACGUUCAAGCGUUGGAAAAAAUUUCAACACAAGUUAAUGAAACCCAAAUAAAAAUUACUCUUUCGAGUCACUGUAUUAAAGCAACUUGUCCAGAUCUACCAAAGUGUAGCAAAACAAAUAAUCAGAAAUGUUUGAUACCGAGAAUACCGGCUAAAAGGUAUUGUUUAUUAUUAUUUAGGUAUUGUCAUUUACAUGUUUUAGCUCAAGCAUUUUUAUUUAACAAAUUAAAAAAACAAUCGGAAAGACAAAAAGAAAUUUGCAUUAUCAUAAGUAAUAGUAAUCAGAAGUUAGAAGCUGAAAUAAAACAAGCUGAACAGGAGAUAAACAGCUUAAUAAUUGCCAAUGAAACUAUUAAAUCUGCUAAUAUUGAGUUAAAAAAGGAGUGUCUAUUAGCACAAGAGAGAAAAUGCGAAAUUCAUGAAAGAGUAACACAGGGUCAAGAAAAGUACGAAAAUCUUUGGUUAGAAUGUAAAAGCAGAUAUGAGAGUAUACCUAGAAUACAGAAAUUAGUUCAAUCUACAAAUAAGGUUCAAGUAAUGAAAGAAAGUAUAAUAGCUUUAGAAAGUGAAAUUAAAAGUUUAGUUAACCAAAUAUUAGAGAAGAAAAUAUGUUUGCUUAGCUUAGAUCAAUCUCGCGUAAUUGCAUUCGCUAAGUUUUUUGUUAAUGAAGGUGCACAAUAUAAAAAGGAAAUAAAAGCAAAAUCUGCAGAAAUUGUGAUAUUAGAGCAAGAAAUAAAUAAGACACUUAAAGAGCAGGAGUGUAGAGCAAAUGAAGAUAAUAUACUAAAUACAGUUAAGGAUGAGGUGCGCCCAACUGUAGAUCAAUCCGAUAAGAAGUUUAAAGAACAUGAUGACGAUUGGCCAAUUUUGAACAGUAUACAUGAAACAUUACGAUUGCCGAAACUACAGCUACUCAGCACUGAAUUUGAUGAUUUAAGUUCUAAAUUAGAUCAGAUAAAAAUUAAGAAAACGGAAUUAAUACAAUCUACUAGUUCAAAAAGGACAUACUCCAUAACGAAUGAGUCGGAAGCAACUAUGAAGAGACCAAAGAAAGAGGAGACCAGUUUAUUUUACUACUUUAACAAACCCAUUAGCACUGAAGAUAAGGUCAUGUACCUAAAUUAUGAUAGUAGCAAAGAUAAUUUUUCGAAAAAGAAAUUAAUAAAUAUUUUGGAAGAUAUAAAAAUUGACAAAAACGAUACGUAUAAAAUAAUAUCUAAAGUAAAACGAGAUUCACUCAAAGAUGUUAUUACAAUUGGAACAGAUAUUGUGAAGGAUGGUGUAGAAGUUACUGAGGAAAAGCAGCAAGUACAAGAAAGCGAGCAGAUAGAAGAGAUAGAUUUAACAAAUACCAAUAUAAGGAAGCCAACCGAAAGUAUUAUUAUACCACCAACACAAUUCUUGGAUUUGUCGCAGGCUACUUGUAACUCUCAAGAAAGCACUACUAAGAAAAAGGUAUCCUUCGAUUUACCAAUUCCGGAAGAAAAUAUUACUCUAAUACAUGGAGACGAUAAUGACGAAGUGAUUGCUAUUGAUCAAAGCAUAAACAGUGAGUUGAAUGCCAGUCACGUUAGUGCUGAGAGUUACACGAAACUUAAAGACAUGAUGUUGAAGAAACACAAUUUGGAUUUAUCACCACAAUUUGUUUAUGCAAAAAACACUGUUUUGCAAACGAGAAAUGAAGACAAAGUAAUUACUUCCAAAUUCUUUCAACACAGUAACAUAGUCUCAGAUAUUGAUUUAAAUGAAAAUGACAUACAAAAAGUAGUGGAAGUUGAAGAAACACAUGAAAAUAUUAAAGAAACAGAUCAUGUUAUUAAAAAUCAAAGUGCCGAUUUAAAUGAAGGCAAUUUGGUUGCUAUGCAAGAAAAUAACAUAGUGAAAAUAGAUAAAACUCUAACGGGAUUACUAUUCAGUCAUGGAACUCAGGGAAUUCCCGAUUCUUUGAAUGUAUCUAUAAGUACAACAGGUUUUGAAGAAGGGGAAGAUUUUCCACAUUGUAUUGAUUCCAGUUUGCUUUUAUCUCCUAAGGCUAACAUUGUUCCUGGAAGUGAGAAUGUUGAAGUUUUAUCUCAAGAAGUUCCUAAUUUCCUUUCAGGCCUUAGAAAAUCAGCAUUUUCCUUUUUCGGAAGUUCCAGUAACACAGAAACAAACAACCAACCUCUAGGUAUACAGAAUCAACAAAAUAAUAAUUUUAGUUUCAAUUUUGGUGAUGACGAAAAGAAAAAUAGGGGUGGAUUAUUUAGUAUGUUUCAUUAGAUUUUGACUUUCUUUAAUUAUCAUAUUAACUUUUUUUUCACAU
Achroia grisella is the source of this 2317-nucleotide messenger RNA. RefSeq lists its product as uncharacterized. The record is from RefSeq and is a predicted model, not a curated record. NCBI's taxonomy places the organism in Eukaryota, Metazoa, Arthropoda, Insecta, Lepidoptera, Pyralidae. The transcript is spliced from 12 exons. The coding region runs from base 1 to 2274 and encodes 757 amino acids.